Molecule: messenger RNA, 648 nt
Organism: Penicillium angulare
Lineage: Eukaryota; Fungi; Ascomycota; Eurotiomycetes; Eurotiales; Aspergillaceae
Product: GNAT family N-acetyltransferase
Exons: 1
Coding region: 1-648 (215 amino acids)
Molecular function (GO): acyltransferase activity, transferring groups other than amino-acyl groups
Source: RefSeq, a predicted model, not a curated record
AUGAUCGCCUCUAUUCUCCCCAUCCACCAACAUGACGGGCCAGAGCUUGCCAGAGUUCACGCAGCUGCAAUGAAAACUGAUCAAUUCUGGCAGUUCAUGCUUCAGGGCAAACCGCCUUUCACCCAUGAACAGAUCAUGGUACGACAUAUCGGGUCCUGGAUCGCAGAUCCCACAGCACGCAUCUUGAAAGCCGUCAAUGAGGACGGGGCUAUCAUUGCAUGGGCAUGUUGGUUGACAAAGGAGAAACAGCCAAGCCCGGAUAAACCAGAGUCCAAGUCUAAUUUUUCACCCAAUGACAAUCCUGACAUAUCGCCCCCUGCUAUAGGCCAGCGGAUGCAAAUUGAUUCUGCGAAAUGGCAGGCUGAUUCAAGAUUAAGGCUGGACGAUAAAUAUAUUGUUCUUCAAGCUCUUGCGACGGACCCGCAGUACCAACGCCUGGGAAUAGGAUCCAAGCUUUUUGAAGAGGGAAUUGCGAAAGCUGAUGAGUUAAAUAUGGCUUGUUGGUGUCAGGCAUCACCUGCCGGGUCUCAGCUUUAUUCCAAAACGGGAUUCGAGACGCUGGGGAGCGAUGAGUAUGAUCUUGCGGAAUUUGGAAAAUAUAGGUUUCGGUACAUGAUUCGCCCGCGUCAACGUGAGAAUAAAGAUUGA